This is a messenger RNA of Oppia nitens, 433 nucleotides long. Its product is annotated as GATA zinc finger domain-containing protein 14-like. The coding region runs from base 82 to 399 and encodes 105 amino acids. The transcript is spliced from 2 exons. NCBI's taxonomy places the organism in Eukaryota, Metazoa, Arthropoda, Arachnida, Sarcoptiformes, Oppiidae. The record is from RefSeq and is a predicted model, not a curated record.
AAGUAAUCAGUAUUGUAUUAAACUUUGAUAGAGAGAGAGAGAGAAAAAAAAUAAGACAAAUUAACCACAAAACAGAAAAUAAUGUCUAAAUUUUGUUUAAUUGCUAUCACAAUGAUUGUAAUCUAUGCAAUGAUCAUGGACAGUUGUUUCAAUAAUGAUGAUCAUCAUAAUACCGAUGAACAUAACAGUCCAGAUCAACAUAACAGUGCCGAUGAACAUAACAGUCCAGAUCAACAUAACAGUGCCGAUGAACAUAACAGUCCAGAUCAACAUAAUAAUGAUGAACACAGUAGUAGUCAUACUUAUUCACCAUAUGUUCGUCGUGUUCAUAAUCUAGUCAGAAAUCUUGAAGAAAAAUCUGAAUUACAGCCGUACGAAAAAGGAAAUAAUGAAAAAUAAUAAUAUUAAUAAUAACAUUAAAUAUAUAUAUAUA